GAACGGCCAACAUUUUUCUCGACAGUUGCCAUGGAUAAGUAGAUUAAGAAUCUUGUUAAUACCAACGCAAAACCAGGAUCAGGUGCAGAAACUCUGGUUCUCUCGAACAUUCUCUCUAUCUUGGCUGCUUCUUCGUGUCGUUCCGUACGCAUCCGCACAGUACGUGUCCUUGGAUUCAUACUCAUCCACACCCAACCCUUUCAGCUCCACCACAAAGUAUACAUGUUCGUUCCAAAUACUGAUAUUUCAGAUUUAUACUGGUCCCUGCCCAAACCUUUCUGUCCCACCAUAAAGUAAAUGUUCCAAACCCUGAUUUUUCCAGGCCUGUUCUCUUAUCUAACAAAGUAGUCACCGCUUGAGCUUUGAUCACAGAUAUCUCUUUUUGUUAUUCUAGUUGGGUUAAAUUCCUGGGUUUUCAGGCUUCCUCUGGUAUCCGAUGCCAUUUAUACCACUCGCCCUUAUCCAAAUAUCCUCGAAUUGAAUUUCCAGAUCCUGGGACUUGAAAUUCCAUGAAUUUGAAUUCCACCUCUGGGUUUGACAUUACAUUUCUCUCCCUUAAUCUCUCCCAGAAGAUUUACAAAUUCAGGUUCAAAUUCAAGCUUUAACCCAAAUUCAAUUUCUGGGUUUUCGUUCUCUCUGUACCAGGAUCUAAACUUUUGGAUCCAAAUUCGGGGCUUUAGGUUUUGGGUUUGAUAUGGGUGGUAAAAUAUCUGUAGGCAUGUCGGACACGGAUCCUCCAUUGAAGACCGGGUUGGGGGAUAUACCUGAGAGUUGUGUGGCUUUGAUUCUGAUGUCCUUGGACCCACCCGAGAUUUGCAAAUUGGCGCGUUUGAACCGGGCUUUUCGGGCCGCUUCUACGGCGAAUUUUAUAUGGGAAUCGAAAUUGCCUCCAAACUAUCGGUGUCUCGUGGAGAAAGUGUUUGAUGAGGAAACUUUGGUGAAAUUGGGGAAAAGGGAUAUCUACGCCAGGCUUUGCGGACCUAAUCCCUUUGAUAAUGGCACAAAGGAACUUUGGCUGGAUAAAAGUACGGGCGGCGUUUGUUUGUCGAUUUCGUCGAAGGGUCUUAGGAUAACCGGAAUAGAUGAUCGGAGAUACUGGAAGCACAUUUCAACUGAGGAGUCUAGGUUCCAGACGGUGGCGUAUCUCCAACAAAUCUGGUGGUUGGAAGCAGAUGGUGAGUUUGAGUUCCCAUUCCCUGCAGGCACGUAUAGUCUGUACUUCAGACUCCAGCUUGGCAGGUCCUCCAAGAGAAGGGGUCGUCGGGUUUGUAAUUCCGAGCAUAUCCAUGGCUGGGAGAUAAAACCUGCAAGCUUCCAGCUAACAACUUCUGAUGGUCAACAUGCUGUGUCCAAGUGCUAUUUGGACAAUCCUGGGAACUGGGUCAACUACCAUGCGGGAGACUUUGUUGUUGGGAGCACCAAUGCAUCGAUGAAGAUCAAAUUUUCCUUGACUCAGAUCGAUUGUACUCACACCAAAGGUGGUCUCUGUGUAGACUCUGUGUUCAUAUACCCCAAAAAUGUAGGGAAAGAGGCUAGAUUGUUUUUGUAGGCAGGUAAAGCUGUAGAAAUAUAUAGAGGUGUGCCGUGUGCAGCCCAGUAGGUGCUUGGCUUCCCUAAAAGGAAGGACAUUCAAAUAGGUCUUUUUUCGGGCCCAUAAUGUUCUUUCCAUGUAUAAUUGUGUAAUCUUUGCUUCUUUAUAUUGUUGGCUAUUUAGAUUGUUUGCAGUUGUGUUUGACCAAAAUAAUAAAAUGUCAAAUGCUUGAUUUA
Molecule: messenger RNA, 1767 nt
Organism: Alnus glutinosa
Lineage: Eukaryota; Viridiplantae; Streptophyta; Magnoliopsida; Fagales; Betulaceae
Product: F-box protein PP2-A13
Exons: 3
Coding region: 695-1549 (284 amino acids)
Molecular function (GO): protein binding
Source: RefSeq, a predicted model, not a curated record